Bufo bufo (common toad) is the source of this 5582-nucleotide messenger RNA. RefSeq lists its product as uncharacterized. Lineage: Eukaryota; Metazoa; Chordata; Amphibia; Anura; Bufonidae. Bases 58 to 4800 code for a protein of 1580 amino acids. The record is from RefSeq and is a predicted model, not a curated record. The transcript has 18 exons.
UGAAAGUGAAAAUAGAAAUCAGACAUUGCGGAGCUAAAUUCAUCCUUGGAUUGUGAAAUGGCGGAGCUCAGAGCCUUGUUCCUGCUCUCACUGUGCCGUACAUUGUUAACUUCUGCUGGAUCCGCCUUGGACGUCUUUGCUCCCUCUUCCCGAAAAGCAGAGCUGGGAACUAAUGUCAUGAUACCUUGUACGUUCAAGGUGCGCAGUACAAUAAACCGUCAGUAUCUUGCUGUUUUGUGGGAAUUUCAGGGAACUGGAAUUGUAAAGUACGACAACAAGGGGCUUCACAUUCAGCCAAGGAUGCAGUUUGAGGAAAAGAACAUUGCAGAAGGAGCAGCUGAUUUAUACAUCAAUAAUAUCUCUGUCAGUGACAUUGGGAUCUAUAGGUGCACCAUAAUCUACAGCCCUGAUAUCAUUCACAAGGACAUUGAUCUGCUAGUUUAUGCUCGUCCGUCCAUCUCAGCCCUUGAGAAGAUUAAUGUGGGUGAUGAGCAGGAGAAGAUCUUGUGCUUGGUGACUGGGUUUUACCCUGAACGGAUCACUGUGCAGUUGAUAAAGGACGGGACAGUCAUGAGCGGCUCUGUUGUAUCCUCUCUUCACAAGAAUAAUGAUAAUACUUUCUCCAUCAAUAGCUCAGUGAUAUUACCAUCCACAGAGAAACCGAAAUCCCUCUCAUGUAAAGUCCAACACGAUUCUCUCACGGCAGAUCUGCAACAAGACAUCCGGCUCGUGUAUAACGAAAAUAGCGGUGGUAACACUGGCCUGGUGGUGGGUGCGAUCUCUGGAGCAGUCGUAUUGAUCGUGUUAUUGAUCAUUGGCGCCGUUUUAUACAAGAAGAAAUCAGGACCCUCAGACGUUCUAGUCUAUAAAAUUCAUGGCACCAAAAUGAUCGACGGUGAGAGCACCACCCUGUAUUGUACUGCUUGUAACUGUUCCCAAGAGACCCGGGUAAAAUGGAUCAUCAAAAACAAAGACGGCGCAACCUGUGAGAUCACUGAGAACGAACUGGUAAAUAACGAGGAAGAGCAGCCGCUAAUGUCCAUGGAGUAUAAGGCUUCAACAGAGAAGGUGGCCAGCCAAAAGAGGACAUCUCUUCAUGACAUUACUACCAAACUGACCUUUAUUUCUUCAGUAUCCAGACAUCUGGGGUCAACUGUGACCUGCAGGUUUAUUACAGACAAGAAGUCUGAAGAGAAAACCCAUGAGCUCAAAGACAUUUGUGCUAAACCUCAGUUCAGGGAGCCGGUACAAUUCACCAUUACCAGUCAAGGAGAUGUCCAGCUGGCAGCCAGUUUAGACAAAUUUUAUCCCCAACCAUUGCAGAUUACCUGGGCAUCUAAGAAAGGUCAGGCUCAUGAGAAAAUUCCAUCAGAAGAGGAAGUCAUGAAGAAUCCUGAUGCCACGUGUAACCUCACAAGUAAAUGUACAGUUUCUGGAGAACUUUUCAAAGAUCCGACAUAUAAAGUCACAGUUACUUGGAAACAUGAAUCCAUGGAUAACUCUCUAAGCAAGGAGCUCUCUGCAAAAGAUUUUCCUUGGCGUCCCCAGAUUGGAGACUAUAUAGAAAGUGUUAGCCAGGAUGAUACGAUUAUUUUCAAGUGUUCUGUAUCAAAUUAUUUUCCUGAUGCAUUGACUGUGAAGUGGUUUGAGAAGGAGAAAGAUUGUCCAGAUUUAAUAGAAGUUACAGAAUCUGAGAAAUAUACAAUUCCAAAAAUGAUAUCAAACAGAACAGACAAGAAAACUUUCACUACAAUGUCUCGUCUGUCUGUGAAGAAAUCACUAGUGACAGAUAAAGACGUGGGUCUAGUCUGCAGAGUGGAUCACCCCAGCUUGGAAAAACCAAUCGAGGCCAAGACUGCGUCAGUGCAGCCCAGAGACACCGGGGUCCAGGCAUUUUUUGUUAACAACAUCCAGGGACCCCAGAAGUGGUAUGGAGGGGAGAAGGUGAUCUUGUACUGUGCAGCUUCAUAUUGUACCGAGAACACCCAGGUGAUAUGGAUUGUGACGGGAAAAGAUGGGGCAGAACAUGAAAUAUGUGAGGAUUCUGGAGGUGUGAGGAAAGAUGGCGGUCAGUGUCCAGGCUACGUGGCUCAUAGAGAGAGGACGGACAUAUCUGAUAUCCCAGGUCUCCUGGAUGUCACCAGUUGUCUCAGCUUCACACCUUAUGUUUCUAAACACAAAGAUAUCACAAUAAGCUGCAAAAUCACCUGUGACGGGAGAAGCAAGCCGAAGACUUUCCAGCGGAAACAGCUUUUUGCAAAGCCCAAAGUGUUAAAUCCUAUAAAAUUGUCCCUGACCGAUUCAGCUGAUGUUCUGUGUGCAUUGGACAUAGAGGAAUUUUAUCCUUCUGAUAUCCAGAUAAAAUGGAACCAUCAAGAAAAUCUGAGUUCAGAUAAAACCGUUAAGAAUGCAGGUGGCACUUACAACGUACAAAGCGAAUGUAAACUUCCCAGAAGCUUCUUCAAAGACCCACAAUUCACUGUGAAAGUUUCCUGGAAACAUGAGUCCAUGGAUGGCUGGGACUGGAGGCAGAUGUCUGCUGUGGAUAAAGAUUUUCCAUGGAAGCCAGAAUUACAAGAGAUUUCCAUUCCCAACCUUCUUGGUGGUAUCACAGCUAUACUGAAAUGUGAGGUGUCUAACGUAUUCCCUGAUGUAAUGAAUGUGAAGUGGCUGAAGAGGGAGAAGGACAGUCAAGAAUUAUUCCCGCUGGUUCUCAGUGACAAAUAUAGCAUUUCAGACAUUACACCCGAGCGGCAGACGGAUAACACACUCACAUAUAAAGCAUGCUUAAAGUUUACUCCAUCCAUCAUCGCGGACCAUGGAACAGAGUUCAUCUGCAGAGUGGAGCAUCCCAGUUUAGAAAAACCAGCAGAAAAGCGCACCGGACCCCUCUCUAUACAAGAUGUCAAGAGCUCAGCUCCACCUCAGGAUAAAAGUCAAACAGAUUCUGCUCCUCUGGAAGAAAGUCAAACAGAUUCUGCUCCUAAAACACUGCAAGCAGUUUCUGCUCCUCAUGAUGGGGUGCAGGACUUGGCAUCCAUAAUACCACAGAAAAAUUACCAGCGACUUAUUGUUGGGGACAUCAGAGGAAGUGAUCAGUGGACGCAUGAGAAAAAGCUGUCUCUUCAGUGUCCAGUGUCUUAUUGUCCUGAGGACGUUACAGUCGUGUGGACGGUGACUGAGGGGGACGGCAACGUCCAGGAAUUAUCCAGCUCUGCGGCACAGCCGCUCGGGAAGAGGGAAGCUCUGAAGACUUCUGGUUAUUUCCUUGUAAAGGAAACCGAUGAGUCUGAUGUAGAAGGACUGUUUCAUAUCACCAGUAUAAUGACAUUUAUACCAACAGUGAGGAAACAUUAUGGAUCUCUUAUCACCUGCACAGUUACCUCUGAUGGUGAAACCAAGACCAAGAAUCUUCAGCCGAAAUCAGUUAAUGCUAAGCCCCAAUUGUUAGAUCCUGUAAAAGCAGCUCUUACGGAGUCCGGGGAGGUGAUUUGUGCUCUGACUCUGCAGAACUUUUAUCCAAAACAUAUAACUGUCAAAUGGGCAACAGAACAAAAUCCACUGACAUCCAAAGAAGAUUUCCAGGAAAAUGCUGAUCACACAUAUAAUGUCUGCAGCCAGUGCACUGUCCAAGGAAGUCUCUUUAAAGAUCCGAACUUUAAACUGAGCGUGACCUGGAGUCACAAAACCAUGAAGGAAAAGAGAACAAGCGUCCUGUCCUGGAGAGACCUAGCUAACAGUUUUCCGUGGCAUCCUGUAAUCCAGGAGGUUCCCGUACCUCAUGUCCUGAUGGGUCAAUCAAACACUCUCCAGUACAACAUCUCCAGCUAUUUCCCUGAUGCUGUGACUGUGAGCUGGUAUAAGAAGGAGAAGGACGCUCUGGAAUAUGCUCUAUUACACGGCAAUGAUAAGUAUAAGACAUCAGUCACUGAGUCCCAGAGACAGCCGGACUCCACAUACUCCUGUACAGCCAGUCUGCUGUUCACCCCGACUCUGAAAGACCAGGAAUCAGAAAUCAUCUGCAGAGUGGAGCAUCCCAGCCUGGAGAGACCACUAGAGAGAAGCAGCGGACCCUUACGUGUGCAGGGUCAGCCAAAGAAUAGAAAACCAGUCAGAGUAACUCUGGGCAAAGAAGAGGUGAAAUAUUCUCUGGUUCUAGAGAGAUUCUAUCCCAAAGAUAUCCAGAUAAAGUGGACUUGUGGAUCGGACCAAGAGACACAGACCUGCCCAUCAACAGAAAGAUAUCCAAAUAACGUGGAUAAAUUAUAUUCUGUUACCAGUGAAUGUACAGUAUCUGAGGAGGUGAUGAAGAACCCCAACUUCAAAACCUGUGUGACGUGGAGCCAUGAGUCCAUGGAUGACCCCAGGAGCAGAGAGGUGUCUAUAAGAGAUAAAGAUUUCCCAUAUCAUCCUGAAGUGAAGAUACAGGUGCCCCCUCUUUAUAAUAACACUGAGGCCUCCCUGGAAUGUACAAUCUCCAACUGCUUUCCAGGUGUAUUGAAUGGGAUGUGGCUGAAGAAGGACAGACUAUCCGGAGAGACUCAUCCCAUAGCUGGAGAAGGGGCGUACAGGAUCUGCAACCAGGAGUUAGGCCGACAGCCCAGUAAUACAUACUGCUAUAAGUCAUGUCUGAUCUUCACUCCCACUGUGGAAUCGGAUCAGGGCGCAGAAUUCAUUUUCCAGGUGGAACAUCCGAGCCUUGAGCAGCCCAUGCAAAAGAGUACGGGAGCGCUGCAGAUAGCUGAUUUCGGUGACAAAGACGUUCAUGAGCUUCACCAGCAGAACAGUAUUAUAAUGUAAUAUCUGCGUGAUCUGUGAGUAUGUAACAUGUAUGUAACAUGAAGUCCUCAGCAUGCAGCUAGUAUUAUAAUGUAAUGUCUGCGUGUUCUGUCAGUAUGUAACAUGUAUGUAACAUGAAGUCCUCACUCAGUAUUAUCCAGAAUGGAGACCCCCGCCCUUAUAUAACAUACCUGCAGCUGUACUGACCUAUAACCUUAUACAUAACAGACAGGACACGCUCCCCCAACUUCACAGCAACAAUGUACCGGUUGUACAUGACCAGUGAUACCAGUGCUGAGGGGCCCUGGCCAGCAGCUACACUGGGAGCGAUCUCUGCCUCACCAGCUAUGUAUGUGUAGUGUAAUGUGACUAUGUCUGGCUUUCUUAUGAUUUUACAUAUAUUUUAAAGCACAUCUAUGAUGAGACAGAUCUAACUUCUGUAGAAUGUGUAUAAAGUUACACUAAGUGAAAAUUAAAUCCUCCAGAGCUGUAGUUCUAUCAGCAACGUACUAACUGGAUAAUGCAGUACUGAGUGAUACUCUCUGAUUCCAACAUUGAUUCUGCCCGAUCACCUUUGGACUGUGUUCACACACAGUAGAUUUGGAUUCUGUACAUCUGAAAGGUCUGCACUAUUCAGGCGCAUGGAAUAGUUGCAUAAAUGUCUGCAGCACAUUUGUUAGACAUGAACCUUUGCGGUUCCCCCUCUCUGCAUUGAUGGUACCACGAUCACCCACUACAAUGUAUAUGUAACUGUGAGACGUUAAUGUAUCUAAUGGAUUUUUAAUAAAGCCUCUUUAUAUGUC